This is a messenger RNA of Cladocopium goreaui, 2574 nucleotides long. The record is from the annotation of a GenBank genome assembly. NCBI's taxonomy places the organism in Eukaryota, Dinophyceae, Suessiales, Symbiodiniaceae.
AUGUGGGGCACGUGGGCGGAGCGCAGCGGAUGGCAGGCGCUGGUGACACCCAUCGAGCGGAUCGUGGAUCUUGAGCGCUUUGGCGCGGCCUUGCUGAUCACCUCAGAAUGCGAUGGGGCUGCCUGGCAACCCGGUGGGCCGUUUGAAGAUGGGCCGAAGUUGUUGCUCCCCGGAGGAAAAUAUAGUGUGCGCAGUCGAAGAAGAUACCGGGAACAAUCGAUGCUGGCCAUCGAUAUGAUGUCCAAGGCACUAAUGCAAGCGGGAAUUUCACCAGAUUGCAUCGUGCAUUUGGAUUGCCAGGACGGUUUGGCGGCAUACAAAGAUCCAGUGACUGAGAUCCACAAAUUCAUCCGCGAAACGUUGAACCCCGUGACGCGAUGUCGUGAUUGUCUCAUCUACUACUUCGGCUUCGCCAUCGAGUCGGGCCAAUGGGCUCUGACCUGGACGAACGACCAGGGCUAUUCCAAGGUCUGCAUUUUGGAUCCGAACAUCAUCCUUCCACCCCCUGGACCUGAUGAUGGAGUGCCAGGUGCCCGCUUCGUCAUCUCGGACGCCCCGGGCACGGCGCGCAUGUGGAUGCGCCCGGCACGGCGGCUGCGCGGCGUGGCGGCGUGGCAGGGGGAAGCGCUGCCGGGGUCCAACGGUGGGCCACCGAUGACGCGCUGGUUGACUGGUUUGAUGCCAGAACCGCCCAAGGGUGUCUUAGCUUUCCUGGAGCCUGCGCCGGAAGUGGGGCUAGAGGACCUGCCGUGCCACAAAGCUCUUUUCUGGGGUCCUUCCCCUCCAGAUCCGGCGCUCAGUCGCCAUCUGCUUUGGGAGCUCACUGAGUUCCUUGGGGCCGAGACGAUGCGCGAGCACCGCAGCAAGGGGACUGAGGAGAUUUUGAUCAAAGGAGGACCACAGAUGUUGCUGUACAUCCUGGAAUCUCAGAUCAAGGUGGGUCAAGAUGACUUGGCCUUGCAGCUGCUAUGGUUGUUGCAAGCCCUGGCUGCGGAAGCGCCCACCGAUCGAUGGGCGGACACGAUGAACGAAGCCUUGAGCCCUGCCAUGUCCAUCCCGGACUGGCUGGGGCAUGGCUAUGGCAAAGUGGCCGAGAACGCGCCCCAAAUCCUGGCAGCGGUCUUGUCCUUUUUGGCGAGCUGUGCCUCGCAAUGUGCGCGCUGCCGGGAGGAGUGCUCUGAGUACAUCCGAUGGCCCAAGAUUCAGCAGUUGAUCUUUGCCGCCUUUCAGAGCUGCCGCGACCACCUCGCAGCCCCGGACGCUGCGCGCUUCGCGCCCGCCGCGCGCGCGGCCUGUCGGAUGACGGCACAGAUUGCGGCGCAUCAUCCGCUGGAUGUGGAAGAGCAUGAGGAACUGGUCUGCGAGCUCUUAGGCAUGUUGUCGCAGAGCUCGGAGCUGGAAGAGCUGAGGGAGGCUGCGGCAGAGGCGCUGCUCUACGUGACCUUCCGAUGCAACAAAUCCAAAGGACAGGUGUUGGAACUCAUUGGUCAGUACCAUCCCAACUGCAUCUCUGACGCGCUGACCAACAGCCGAUCUGCCCGAACCAUUGAGCGGAUCCUCACCUUUUUGCGGAGUGUUGCGGCUUGCCAACCUCCCACGGCGGUAUUGGAAGCCUUUCCCUCUGGAUGUCAUGAAGGAGGGAUUUUGGAUGUGGUCAUCGAGAUGCUCGAACGCUAUGACACCGAUCCAGGCGUUCAACGUUGGGGUCUGGCGGCCCUGGGCACCAUCUGCAGCGCGGACGAAGCCUUAGCCCACCGCGCUGUGGAUGCAGGGGCCACUAAGAGCGUCAUCUGGGCGCUAGGGGCGGAAGUGCUGUCGCAGGCGAAGUUUUUGGAGCAGGAUGCGCUGUUCUGCGCCUAUGCCUUGCUGAGCACCGAGCAGGGGCAGGAGCAGUUGGCCCCGACCAGCGGCAUCGGCGGUGGCGGCGUGGACGGCCACAUGCUGCCUGGCCUCGCUGCCUCGGCGGUCGCCCGGGCGCUGCGGGAGGACAGCUGCGAGGCCGCUAUGUGGGGGAUGCGCAUCUUCGAGCGAAUAUGCCAGAGGCAUGCCUUGAUUGUUGAGCCUUACGUGGAUGUGAUUUUGGACGCGAUGUUGGCAGAGAACUGCCUCCACGGCACGAUGGUGGCGGCCAGCAAUGCUGUAAGCCACUUGGCUUCGGUGUGUCCUGUGGCGCGGGAGAAACUGCUGGCGCGCUAUGUGAGUUUGAUCAAGGCGUUGCAGUGCAAGGGGCACAUUGCGGCCUGUGAAGGGACGGAAGAUGGGAAGGAGAGGGAGAGGGAACUGAUGGACUGGGUGCAAGUCUUGGUGGACGUCCUGGGCCCCCCGAGGCCGGUGAAAUCCGACGAUCAGAUCUUGCGGGAACAACUGCGGCAGCUUGAAGCGGACGAGGUGAAAUCCGCUGAGAAGUCAGGGAGCAAGUCGAACACCGGUACCAAAUCCAAUCCCGGAACGAAAUCGCGGACGGGAACCAUGUUGGAUUCGGCCAGCAGAUCCGGCACCAAGACGACUGGAACGAAGGAGGGCGCUGGGCGGGAGAGCAGCAAAUUGGCUUCUGCCAAAGUCACAGUUCUGUGA